AUGGAGUUCAUGAAGGUUUUUUUCGUCGCCUUUCUUUUCUCUGCAGGCCUCCUGGCUAUGGCGAACCCAAUUGAGGGGACUAUUGCCACAAGUUCGAUGAUAUACACUGGCCCAAUUGCACCAGGGGGAAAGAAUAUGACACUUGAAGGCACAGCGGAACAGAUUUAUUAUCAGAUUCUCAAACUAAACCCUACUUACCGCCCAGAAGACUUUUUGACCCCUGCUACGAACACUAGAUUUAAGUUAGAGGGACGGGGAAGGCGGCACAUCAAGGGCAUGGCGCGGCAAAAUUCAAGAGGGCAUCUCCUACCUAAGACGUGUCCCCCAAUCCGGACACUGCAGGGUUCAAGGAAAUCGAUCUUGUAA
This is a messenger RNA of Microsporum canis CBS 113480, 366 nucleotides long. RefSeq lists its product as uncharacterized. The transcript is spliced from 3 exons. Bases 1 to 366 code for a protein of 121 amino acids. Lineage: Eukaryota; Fungi; Ascomycota; Eurotiomycetes; Onygenales; Arthrodermataceae. The record is from RefSeq and is a predicted model, not a curated record.